Xylaria bambusicola is the source of this 1544-nucleotide messenger RNA. RefSeq lists its product as uncharacterized. Lineage: Eukaryota; Fungi; Ascomycota; Sordariomycetes; Xylariales; Xylariaceae. Bases 300 to 1214 code for a protein of 304 amino acids. The record is from RefSeq and is a predicted model, not a curated record. The transcript is spliced from 5 exons.
CCCUCUCCCACUUAAUAGCCGGUAUUAUCCACUCUCUGUCAUUUUACAGGAGGUUAUCCAAACCCCGUCCUGCAGCGCAAACCUUCAAGCAGUAGUUUGUGGGGCAUGUAAGGACGAUCGAUGCAACAUUCCUAUCUUACUCAGCUGCUGGUUAGGCUACUGACUUCACAUGAGGGGUUGCUGAAGAAAUAAGAGGAGGCCGAGGCCGGUCUUCCCCUCGCGUAGAGCAAUGACCUUUGCUCUAAACGUGUAAUUAUUCUCGUUUCAACUUGAAAUAUCAUCCACUAAAUUAAACCACCAUGACGGGCAUAGAUUCUAAGAAGCCAGAUGAGUAUAAUCUAGGGCGUAACUAUGCAGAUGCCUCGAGAUUGAAUCUCCAACACUUCAUGUGGAGAGACGCCAUCAAGUUCCUGUUGCACCCCAUCAUCCAGAUUCAUUUACGUCAUGAGCAAGAGUCAAAACAAAACAGAGAUGAAGGAGUAUUACAAGUAGCAGAUUUGGCAACGGGAACAGGGAUCUGGCUUUUCGACCUUGUCAAGUCAGCCGAGGUCAAUGGACUAAACAUCCAGUUUCAUGGCUUAGAUAUCAGCAGGGCCCUGUUCCCGCACAACGCCUGGCUGCCGAAGAACAUAUCUCUGUCUACGUCGAAUUUACUGGAAGAGCCACCGGAGUCCCUUCACGGCAAGUUUGAUGUCGUACAUGUGCGCCUGGUUCUGUCGUUGAUCGGCAGCGGCAGCCCAAAGCCAAUCAUGCGGCAUAUCAAGAUGCUUCUAAAACCCGGUGGCUACUUACAAUGGGACGAGCUGGACCCGAACAAUCACUAUGAGGUGUUGACUCCGAAGCCAGAUGAAAAGGCACCAAAUAUGACUUCUACUUUUGAAAGAGUCGGGACCAUUGCAGAUUGGAGUUGGAUUGCGAAGCUUCCCGAAACACUACGUGAAGAAGGGUUUGAAGAAGCAUCCCAAAGCCCUCACGAAUCAAACCCUGAAAUGUUCAAGGCCUGGACGUACAUGGACCUCUGUCUGGCUGAAGAGCUUAGCUACCACUUGCAACGCAUGUACGAUGAUGGUGAACAUGGCGAGAAAUGGCGGGGAUUCCUCCCGAAGGCCUACGAUGAAGCCGACGAGGCCCAUGGUGCUGUGCUCAGAGUUCGUCCCACGGUAACUAUUGCUAGGAAACCGCUAUGCUCAUCGUCCCGGGAAUCUCGUCUCUAGGUAGAAGAUGCGUCGGAGUACGCUUUCAAAGGCUCAAUAUCAUCGCUUCUUGUGUCGAUACAACCAAUGGAGUUAAUAUAUGGUCGUCAUACAGCUAGGUGGUGGAAGAAAUACCUUGUCCGUAGGGUAAUAUUUACUUAGCUCGAGAGCUGCGGAGACACAAUCAGAGCUCAGAGGGCAAUACGUAUAUAUGAGAAUAUCAUCCAACCAUACCUACAAACCCGGCAUCAUGGGAAGAAUAAUGCCUGAGGUUAUGGCAUAAUAAUAGCUUCAAUCUAAACCUGUGAUUCAUGUAGGGCUCGUCGUGCAACAGCUCCAAUUUCAUCAACC